Molecule: messenger RNA, 1497 nt
Organism: Saprolegnia diclina VS20
Lineage: Eukaryota; Oomycota; Saprolegniomycetes; Saprolegniales; Saprolegniaceae
Exons: 3
Coding region: 1-1497 (498 amino acids)
Biological process (GO): regulation of DNA-templated transcription
Molecular function (GO): DNA binding
Source: RefSeq, a predicted model, not a curated record
AUGACGACGACGAUGCUGGUUGAGGAGCAGAAGCAGGCGGCCGCAUCGCCGCGGGUCAAGGACGAGGUCGGCCACGACGACGACGAUGGCGGCUCGAGCGAUGAGAAGGACCACGAUGAGAACACGGCGCCGGGCGACGUGCGCAAGCCUCGGCGCGAGCUCCCGCCGGCGACCGUCGCCAUCCUCAAGACGUGGAUGCUCUCGCCCGAGCACGUCAAGCACCCGUACCCGACGGACGAAGACAAGAAGAUGCUACUCGAGAAGACGGGUAUCAACAUGAAGCAGCUCACCAACUGGUUCACGAACGCACGCAAGCGCAUAUGGAAGCCCAUGAUGCGCCGCGAGCACUCGCGCCAGCUCCAGUCGUCCUUUGCGCGCGAUGUGCAGCUGCGCGAAGGCGGCCCGCGGAUCCCGCCCCCGCCGUUCGCCCACGACCGCCCGACCGACGACAUGCGAGACGGGCACGCGCCGCUCCGCAUGGCGCACCACGGCGGCCACGCGCCCGACCACCCGUUCAGCCACCCGAACGACCCUUACCAGGGAUACCCGCCGCCGACGGACCCCCGGUCGUUCCACCAUCUUUUGGAGCGUCGAGUGCCCGAGUACCCGGCGCGGUCACACGAGUACCCACCCGUGGCCUUUCCUCCGCCGUCGGGCGCGUUCUUCGAGCCGCGAUCGCACCGCUCCGUAUCCGAGUCGGUCGUCGACCGGCUCCACCACCACCAACAUCCACAGCACCACCGCGUGCACCACCCGUAUGCGGCCCCGCACCACCCGAUUCCAUCGUCGUUUCUGCGCCUGCCGCCGCGCAACGAGCGCAGUGCGAGCGAUGCGUCGACGCACAAGCCGUCGCCGCCGCUCAAGCGCGAGCUCGAUGCCAAGGACGACGACAGCAACGGCAAGGAGAAGCGCGCUCGGCGAAGCUCGCUUCUGCCGCCGCACGUCAUUCGCAUCCUCAAGGACUGGAUGAUGUCGCCCGAGCAUCUUGAGCACCCGUACCCGACCGACGUGGAGAAGAAGGCGCUCUGUGACGAGACCGGCCUCGAUAUGUGCCAGCUCAACAACUGGUUCGCCAACAACCGCAAGCGUCUCUGGAAGCCGACGAUGGCCAACCGGUCGAAAGAACGACUCCAGCUCUACUCGAACGAGAGCAUCCGCAGUAUCAUCUAUAACGGCAAGCAGGCGGGCGAAGCGCCGGUCGCCGCGCCGCGCCGCACGUUCACCGUCAACCCGAGCUUGCCGUCGGUGGCGGGCCUCCCAGCGCUCGUGCCGCCGCCGCACUCGGCCCCGACCCCGUCGUUCCCGUCCAUGGGGGUGCCCCGCGAAGGCCGGUCGCACACGCUCGACAUUGGUGCGUUUCGGCGUUCGCGCAUGAACUUUCAGGACAUCCUGAACGCGUCGAGCGCCCCGUUGGUGCUGCCCCCGCUCUCGCGACCAGGACCGUCCAACUCGGUCGGCCACGAAGACCACCUCCCGCCGCUGCAAGGCCUGAUGUAA